Geosmithia morbida is the source of this 3357-nucleotide messenger RNA. RefSeq names its product Cation transport ATPase. NCBI's taxonomy places the organism in Eukaryota, Fungi, Ascomycota, Sordariomycetes, Hypocreales, Bionectriaceae. Gene Ontology annotation, biological process: copper ion homeostasis; monoatomic cation transport. Bases 1 to 3357 code for a protein of 1118 amino acids. The record is from RefSeq and is a predicted model, not a curated record. Gene Ontology annotation, molecular function: ATP binding; P-type divalent copper transporter activity; copper ion binding. Gene Ontology annotation, cellular component: membrane. The transcript has a single exon.
AUGGCAUCGAUCCCCACGGCCAUUACAUCAUAUCUCGUCGAGAAUUUACACUGUCCGUCAUGUGUCUCGGCCAUUAAAACGGGUCUGCACGAUGCAUUUGGCGACUGCAUCUCCUGGGUCUCGCCCAACCUCGUCACCUCAGUCGUCACAGUCGAGCACAAAGAUAGCGAUCUCAUCUCGGUUACCAGCAUCAAGAGGACCCUCGAGGACCUUGGUUUUGAAGUCUCGGCAGUCGACACUUCAGCUCACAUCGCCAAUGACUUAGCCUCAUCAGACAGGCCUCCUCGAGGCGAUGAUAUCCACCCUCAGCCUACGGAGCAGCCUGGUAGUGACUGGCCCCUCCUCUGGCUCGAGAGAAGGUCUACGCGAGAACUCGAGUCUGGCUACGCGACCCAUCUUGAGGUCUGCCAAGAGUGUCGCUCGGCAGCUGCAUCUGGAGAACCGUCUUCUCACGCUACCUCAUCCAGGGUGUCGCCUGAUGCUACACCCCCACACCGAGCUGUUGAUAUCACUGCCCACCCCAUCCCGGAUGCCCUACAAUCCGUUGUCAUCGGCAAUGACGACGGUUCCGCACCACAAUGGCGGGCAACCAUCUCGAUCGGCGGCAUGACCUGCAGCUCAUGCUCCAACGGUAUCAGGGAAGAGAUGAGCAAGCUCCCUUGGGUCUCAAAUAUCGCUGUCAACCUCGUUACUAACAGUGCCACGGCCGAGCUGGUCGAUCCCCAACGGGUUCACGACCUUGCCGGGGCCAUCGAAGACCUUGGCUAUGACGCCACCAUCGAUAAGGUUGUCAAUGUCAAAGAACUGGUCAAGACCAAGAGCCAAGACGAAUGGCGCGAGGUGCAAAUCAAGAUUAACGGCAUGUUCUGUCCACGCUGCCCGCAUCGCCUGAGCAAGAGCCUAUCCCUUCUAGGACCCCACCGCCUACAGAUACUCGAGGAGCCCACUCUGGGUACCUCGCUCAUAAAGAUCAAGUACCGGCCUGAUGCGCCCUCCUUCACCAUCAGACACAUCAUGUCUGCCAUCUCCGCCACCGACCCGUCUCUAGGCCCGUCUAUAUACCAUCCGCCCACCAUGGAAGACAGGGCAAGGGACGUCAGAACCAAACAUCAGAAGGAGCUAAUACGGAGAGAGCUUGUCGCCUUGGCUCUUGCUGUGCCCACUUUCGUCUUGGGCAUUGUAUACAUGAGCCUAGUCUCCCACUCAAACCCCACCCGUCACUACCUCACGAAGCCCUGGAAGUCGGGGGUCUCUCGCUUGGAUCUAGUACUCUGCCUGCUGGCUACGCCCGCCUGGGUCUACUCGGCCGAUAUGUUCCAUAGGAGAAGCAUCAAGGAACUCCGGGCUAUGUGGCGCCCUGGCUCCAAGAUGCCCGUCCUAGCCCGCUUCUACCGCUUCGGCAGCAUGGAUAUGCUUGUCUCUCUCGGCACCACUAUCGCUUACAUCUCCUCGGUCGCCCAGAUGAUUGCCACGGCGGCUAGCGGUGGCAAGGCUAUGUCCGAGGGCCUCAUGUACUUUGACACCGUGGUCUUCCUGGUGCUCUUCAUCCUGGCGGGCAGAAUCAUCGAGGCUUACAGCAAGUCCAAGGCCGGAAACGCUGUUGAGAUGCUAGUCAAGCUCAGGCCGGACACGGCCAUCCUAGUCGAUCAGGAUAAGUCUCGGGGCCAGCUGAGCACCAAGGUCGCGUUAGAUCUCAUCGACCACGGCGACAUCAUCAUGGUUCAGCACGGCGCAUCCCCGCCCGCCGACGGUGUAAUUGUCACAGGCCAGACAGACUUUGACGAAUCCAGUCUUACAGGAGAGUCGCGUCCCGUCCCCAAGGUCGAGGGCGACUCUGUCUUUUCAGGCACCAUCAACAAGGGAUCCAUGGUAACGGUGCGGGUGACCGGCACGGCUGGUCGGUCCAUGCUGGACCAGAUCGUCGACGUCGUGCGUGAGGGACAGACGAAGCGAGCCCCUAUGGAGCGCAUCGCUGACGUCCUGACGAGCUACUUUGUCCCUGUAGUGACUCUGCUCGCCAUAAUCACCUGGUUCGUAUGGCUGGCGCUGGGUCUCUCCGGGGCCGUCGGCGGCCACGACGACAUGAAGUCGACGAGCGACUGGGUGGCUUUCGCUUUUCGAUUUGCCAUCGCUGUCUUCGUCGUGGCCUGCCCGUGCGGGCUUGGCCUGGCCGCACCGACGGCCAUAUUCGUGGGAAGCGGUCUGGCCGCCAAGUAUGGCAUCCUGGCCAAAGGCGGCGGCGAGGCAUUUGAAAAGGCGUUCCGGCUAGACUGUGUCGUUUUUGACAAGACAGGCACCCUGACACAGGGAGGCGAGCCACGCGUAACAGACUCACUUGCUUUCCCCGCAGGAAUUCCCGACGGCAUGGACGAGGCGACACUCUGGUCGAGUCUGAGCGCUGUCGAAAUAGCCAGCAGUCACCCCAUUGCCCGAGCCAUUGUCGACUUCUGUGGCGUCAACCAGGUAUCCAUUGAGACGGAGAAAGUCGAGGAGCUCCCCGGAAAGGGUAUGACGUCAAAGUGCCGGCGCACCGGAUCGAUUGAGGAAGGAUUCUCCCUAGCUGUUGGCAACGCCCACCUGCUCGCCAGCCUAGCCGUCGAUGUAAGCCGGCCUAUUGAGGCCCAACUGGAAACAUGGAAGCGGGAAGCCAAAUCGGUAGCCCUAGUAGCACUCCAGCAGUCCCCAUCGGGCCCAUGGAUGCUAGGCGCCGCCCUCGCCAUCUCGGACCCCAUCCGGUCCGAGGCUCCCGCGGCCAUCAGAGAACUUCAGGAUCGCGGCAUAGAAGCCUGGAUGCUGUCGGGCGACAACCUGACUACGGCGCGCGCGGUGGCACGUCAAGUGGGCAUUCCGCCGUCCAACGUCCUCGCCGAGGUCCUGCCCUCGGAGAAGGCCGAUAAGAUCAAAUACCUGCAGGCCACGGCUACACGUCGCGGCAACACACCCCACGCAAUGGUAGCCAUGGUGGGCGACGGCAUCAAUGACUCGCCAGCGCUAACGGCGGCAGACGUCGGCAUAGCCAUAGGAUCGGGGAGCGAUGUGGCCAUCUCGAGCGCCGACUUCGUCCUGUCCACGUCACAUCUGGGCACCGUCCCCACGCUGCUGGACCUCAGCCGCACCGUCUUCCGUCGCAUCAGGACCAACUUCUCCUGGGCAGUCAUAUAUAACCUCGUCGCCAUCCCAUUUGCGGCCGGGUGUUUCUACGGUGUGCGCACCCCCAGCGGUUCCCGCGUCACCCUGCCACCCGAGUUUGCUGCCCUGGCCAUGGCCCUGUCGAGUAUCAGUGUUGUCCUGAGCAGUCUAGCCUUGAGGAUCAAGUUGCCCAUCAUUGGAUUUAGGCCAAGGCAGACUGUGGGGUAA